Python bivittatus (Burmese python) is the source of this 1246-nucleotide messenger RNA. Its product is annotated as tetraspanin-4-like. Gene Ontology annotation, cellular component: plasma membrane. Lineage: Eukaryota; Metazoa; Chordata; Lepidosauria; Squamata; Pythonidae. The record is from RefSeq and is a predicted model, not a curated record.
CGUCCCCUCCCUUUCCAUCCUGCAUCUCGCACUCCGAAGGAACUGCUUUCACAUUUGGAGGUACCUGGGGAGGGCCCGCGCUCCAAAUCCGCUCUUUUUCCCAAACUCCGCCGACCCAAAGUCCAGGAUCUUUGUGCAUCAUGGGGGUGAGCCGAGGAUGUUUGCUUUGCGUUAAAGUGAAAAUGUUUGUGUUCAAUCUCAUCUUCUGGCUGGGUGGCUGUGGGGUGCUCGGCGUGGGUGUAUGGCUGGCCGCCACCCAGGGUCGCUUUGCUACCUUAUCCUUCUCCUUCCCAUCGCUGUCAGCAGCAGGCCUCUUCAUGGCAACAGGUGCCAUCAUCAUGGUGGUGGGGUUCCUCGGCUGCUUGGGGGCAGCCACAGAACAUAGAUGUCUCUUACUGACGUUCUUCCUGGUCCUUUCCACCCUCUUUCUCCUGGAACUAGUUGGAUUGCUAGUUUUUAUCACUUGCCGAGAUAAGUUUGACCGAUAUGCUCAGUCCAACCUCAAGGAAGGACUCAAGCUCUAUGAGACAGAAGACAACUUGGGGUUAACCAAAGCAUGGGACCUUGUGCAAAACGAGUUCCGUUGUUGUGGGGUGCAGAACUACACAGAUUGGUUUGAGAUGAGGAACGGCACUUGGGUUCCCGAGUCGUGCUGCUUGCAGCGAAGUGAUGGUUGUCAAGUGGACAGUGCCAGCUGGUGGAAGGAGCCUUGCUAUGAGAAGGUGAAACGCUGGCUAGGGGAGAACAUCUCUGCAAUGGGCAUUUUUGCUGCCUGUAUCAUUGUUGUCCAGGUCUUGGGCAUCGUGUUCUCCAUGCUGAUGUAUUGCCAAGUUCGGAGGGCAGAGAAAUACUACGACUGACUCCAUUCCAGCCUACUCCUUGUCCUUCCAAACUUGGGGACGUGAGGCUCAGAAGAAGGAACAAGGGCAUUUUUAGCUCCUCUGGAGCUCUUUUGCAUUGGCCCCUUCCCGCACCUUCUUUCCCCUCCUCUUCAGGCGAAAGCCAGUUCUGCUGCUUGGUAUGUUCAUACCAUGCUUGCAAGAGGGGCCCUCUCUUCCCAGAAUAACCAAUUCUCCUAAGGAACCUCAUUUCUGUUUCUAUUGCCCAUAAGCUUCUUAAUUCCUAAGCAAACCUCCCUCUUUACAUCUUGACUUCUCCCUAUAUUUUAAGACGUGGUCUUCAAUACUCCUGCUUUGUACAUAACUGAAAUAUACUAAACACCCAUUAAAACAGUAUUUAUCUUUUA